AUGCCAAAAUUCGAUAAAGGAAGGAAUAGAAUAUCGCCUUAUCAGGGCACUCCAACAAGUUCACAUCGAUUUGCGAUGAAAAAUCCUUUUGCAGAAUUUAUCAAACCCGAGCAAAUUAACAAACAAGAAUAUCAAAAAGGUUCAUUAUCAAUGUCAGGUGUGGUAAAAGAUAUAAAACAAAAAAAGCAAGAGGAACAAAAACAUAUAGAAUUACCUUUCUUCAGUAAAAUUGAAACACCCGAUCUUAAAUUCUCAUCACAUGUAUCAGAGAAAGUUACAAACCUUAAUCCUUCACCUGAUUAUAUUCCAUUUAUGUGGCAAAUAGAGUAUUACCUUGAAUUAUCUAAAUCCAUAAAUCAAUCCUCUUUUAAAAUGGAAAAAUUUCCCUCAGGAAAUAUUUCUUCUCACCGGAAUGGGAUGACGAAUCAUUCUUCACCUAGAGUACAAAGAUCACAUAAUUUUCGUGGUGGAAAUAAUGGGGUUCGUAAUCGAGCAAAUUAUGGCAAUGGACAUAAUUUGCGUGGAAUGUAUAAAAGGUCAAAUUUAAGACCUCCAGGUGGUAUGCCAACUGGCUGA
Diversispora eburnea is the source of this 576-nucleotide messenger RNA. Lineage: Eukaryota; Fungi; Glomeromycota; Glomeromycetes; Diversisporales; Diversisporaceae. The record is from the annotation of a GenBank genome assembly.